AUGGAACGACGAUCUUCGGAAACCUCGUUUAGCGUGGAGAGCGUUUCCGACGCGGAAAGCUGGGAUCUCCUUGACAGCUCAAGUGAUGAGUCGACUGGAGAUGCAAUAAAUCAAAAGCCAACUUCACUAAAAAGUGCGACGUCUAGCUUUAACGUGGCACCUAAAGGAGAGAUUCAGGAAUGCGCUGUGGAGGAGAAGAAACAGCAACGGCGACCAGAGAACAGCACUAUACCACCACCCAAAUACCAAGCUCCACAAUUCACUGGAAUGCAGGGAUACAAAGACGGCGCUUCUUACUCUGCUACUCCACCUUCUUGUAAUUCCGCGAUGCACCUAGCUGAGAGCACGCGUAAGCCCAGUUCCCUUCUUAAUGGGUCGAAUCCAGCAGUGUGGAACCAGAAUCUAACUUUAACGGCGAAUCCGUUGGCCUCCGUUUUGGUGAUGCCUCAGGGGAAGAUUCAAGAAUAUGAAUUGGAGAAGGAAAAGCAGCUACUUCAACCAGACUACCCCACUAUACCACCGCCCAUGUAUCAGGCACCCCAAUUCACUAGAAUGCAACGACAAAAUAACAUUUCUUAUCAGCCUGUUCCUGCUGCAUCGUAUAAUUUCGCUAUGGGCCCAGGCUUUCUUCACCAAGGAACACCGACGUUGUUGAGAUCAAUUAAUGCUGCAGAUGCCACGCCAAGGGAACCACAAAGUAGCCAGAACGUUGCACAAGUUUCGCCUGUUGCUAGCAACCACGGAAUAUCUUACCCAAACACCUACACGACUAAUGGUUUUCCAGCAUGGUCACACCACCAAUCGAACUUUGCAAGUGACAAUUUCCACACGGUGAGGCCCAACAUCUUUUGUGCUCCAACUGGUCAGUCAAUUGAUAUGCGCGACAGAAUCUUGCCUCAAGCCACCGUAGAGAUGCCAACCACCAAAACAAACUCUGUUUCUAUUUCCAAUCGCAAUGCGAACUCCGGCAUCGAUUUUCAGACUCUGCAUGAACUCACUAGGCGUCUGUGUCAAGUCAUCAAAACGCUAAUGCAACUAAUUGACGUUGACACGCCGCUGGAUGAAUUGAUUGACGUGUGUCAGGCUAUGAAGGCCAUUUUAAAAGCUAUUUACCAUAUUUGGCGUGUGCACAAAAUCUUCUCAUGA
This is a messenger RNA of Mesocestoides corti, 1146 nucleotides long. The record is from the annotation of a GenBank genome assembly. NCBI's taxonomy places the organism in Eukaryota, Metazoa, Platyhelminthes, Cestoda, Cyclophyllidea, Mesocestoididae.